CGAGUAUAUGAGACGCGGCGUGGCGAGAUGGGCAGUUGUUUGUGGGUUGCGCGCACGGUCGGUCGCGGGUGUACCGGUGUAUAGUACAGGAUACAGUGAUGAGGUGGUUGGUUCUGUCGUGUUUUCUAAUGUGGGCGAGGCAUGGGGAAGGGGGUGCGCUCAAAUGUUUACCAGAAGACGAUGCGUGCUCUUCGCAACUAUCAAAAGAAGUAGAACAACAAGAAAUCGAUAUCCGCCGGCCGAGUCCAGCCGACGCGCCUGCCGAGUGCUUGUCCGGCAGCGAAUGGGAGAGUAACUGCCACACAUGCCGCUGCGUGGCGGGCGGGGCGCAGUGCGUGCGGCGGUCCGGGUGCGAUUCUAUCGAGGAGCCGGUCCGCUGCAAACCUAACACCACAUUCGAGCGCGACUGCAACACUUGUCGCUGCUUGGAAAACGGACUCGGUAUUUGCACUAUCAUGGAAUGUGCGAGUGUAACUACAGAAGCAGCACCGUCGAAGCCGAUUAUACCGAAGGGCGUGGACUGCGCUCCGGGGACAACUUGGCAGAGCCAGUGUAACGAGUGCGUCUGCUCUCCAGAGGGCCGGCGGUACUGCACGGACAGGGCUUGUCCCGGACAGGAGACAGAACCCCUCCUGCGCUGCGCGCCGCAGAGUCAGUGGAAGAACGACUGUAACAUGUGCUGGUGCAACUCCGGCCGGGCUAUGUGCACGAAGAUGGGCUGCGUGGGCAUUCCUAGUGAGAUGCAUUUCGACGACAGAAAAGGAUAUCCAGAGAUAGUAGACAUCCCAGAACCGAACGAAUUGCCUGAAGUACCAGAUAUUAACAGUAAUGAUAUACUUGAAUCUGAUGCAAAAGAUCAAAAACAUAUAAGCGAAAAUUUAGAGGAUCUGGAUACAAAUACUGAUCUAAAUAAAGAUCUUACUGGAGUUAAUCUUAAAGAAUUAGAAGAUUUCGAUGAUAAUGACGUCGACACGCCAAUACAAGUACCAGAUCAAGUUAUGACUGAUUUUGCUGCGAAUAACAGUACAAACGUUCUCGAUGAAGAUUUAGAAUUAUUAGAAGCUUUAUUAAAAGAUAAAACUGAAGAGCAAACGUCUGAUAAUUCAAAAGUUAAAGUCGAUGAAAUUACUGAAGAAGAAAAAGCGGCAUCUGAUAUUUUAAGAGCGAAUAAAGACGUUGAAAUAUUGGACGAUUCUUAUAUUAAUCAAAGUGAAACAGAUCACCGUGUCAAGAGAUCGGCGUGUAAACCAAAUGAAGAGUUCUUGGAUGAUUGUAACACUUGCAAAUGCUCGGAAAACGGGCAAAGUUAUAGUUGCACGCAGAAUGAAUGUAUGGAUAAAGAUGGCAAAGACGGGGGCAAAGAUGUGGAUAAGGAAGUUGAAGUUUUUAUGGAAAAUGAGGGUGUAGAUCACAUAGAGCGCCACUCGGUGUGCAAGCCGAGCACGACGUUCUACGUCGGCUGCAACCCCUGCCACUGCAACUCGGAUGGCACCGACUUCAGCUGCACCAACAAGCCUUGUCCUCUGCCUGAAGAUGUCGAGGUGUUCCAUGAACUUCACGCCUCUAAAUCCUCAAAAAACGCGACAAAGAAGGUUUGCGUGGCGAACCGAAUGUUCAUAAUGGACUGUAACACCUGCUGGUGCAACGAGGACGGGACCAGUUACUUCUGUACGCGGAAAGUGUGCUUGCCCAACACAGAUGAGCCGGUCGGUGACGAGGGAACUGAGAAACUCGGGGUCAUAAAGAAGGAAUGCCGUCCAGGCGAAGUGUUCGAGAUCGAGUGUAACAUGUGCCACUGCAACCCCGAUGGGAAGUCGUUCUCUUGCACGCGUCGGGCCUGCUUCGACGGGGAGAAGAACCAGACACUUAUCAGAAAGACCAGAGCCACGCCGCAGGAGGCGCCAAAGAACUGCCAGCCGGGGCAGGAGUUCCGCAUGGACUGCAACAAGUGUCUCUGCGACAACGAGGGGCAGAACUUCUCCUGCACCCGCAUCGACUGUACGGCGCUCAACAACAACAACAACAAUGGGAAUAGGAGAAAGAGAGGUCAGUUCAAGAGGUCAGUUCAGUGCCAGCCGGGGCAGGAGUUCCGCUUGGACUGCAACAAGUGCCUCUGCGACAACGAGGGGCAGAACUUCUCCUGCACUCGCAUCGACUGUACGGCGCUCAACAACAACAACAACAACAACGGCAACAGGAGAAAGAGAGACGCGUCGCAGAAGGUGUCAGCGGACUGCGUGCCGGGCAGCGUGUUCGAGCAGGGCUGCAACGUGUGCCGCUGCACUGAGGACGGCGGCCACGCCACCUGCACGCUCAAACGUUGCCCGAGCAAGGAGAACUCCACGCUCACCGCGACCGAGUCGAGCUUCCGCUGCAACCCCGGCGAGCAGUUCAAGCAGUCCUGCAACGACUGCAGCUGCUCCGCCGACGGCAAGAGCGUGUUCUGCACGCUGCUCGUCUGCGACGACGAGCUCUCGCCCUAAUAGUAUUACCUACUCUAGUGUGUAGGCCCUUGGAACGCCGGCGACGUCAUAUCACGUCAUACAAAACACAAAUAUUUACAAAUCAUUUAUUGUUACAGAUGUAAGUAGUGCAUUAUUUUCCAUCGUAUUUUCACGGAAACGUACGUACUUGUCUUGCUAUUUCAGUCAGUCUCGGUACAAAAAGUAGGUACUGAGGUUAACUGAAGUAGCAUGACAAAUACGAACGUUUCUGAGAAAAUACGUUGGAAAACAAUUAUGCACUACAUCUAUAGAAUGUGACGCCGCGAUAAUUUUCUCGAUGACGUCAAUUUACUAUCUGAAAUAAAUGACUGGACAGUGUUUCUAUACUUUUAUUGUUGUUUUAUUCCUGUGUCUUGAUUUUAAAUGUAUUUCAGUUUCAAUGUGAAUGUUGCGUUUGGCGUUCAGAAGGUUAAAAGACUAGCUACGCCGAAUUCCUAUAAAAUACAUGUCGAUUUUCAGCAAAUAUGUAGAAAUAAAACAAGAAUUGACCGAUUAAUACCAUAUAGUGCCAAUGCCAAUUAAUAAAAAUUGACUUCAUGUACGGAACGUGGUUUUUUAUAUUAUUUUACAGCCCAUAUGUAUAGAGUAUUUUAGCACACCGAUUGCUAUUGUUAUUAGUUUAGAAAACAAUUGAAUACAAUAAUUAAAUUUGUUUUUAAUACAUUUUUUUCAACACGGCAAUUCACAUCUCUUUACCACUUUGAUCGCUAGAGACGUUAUGGAAAGAAAAACAAAAAGUCCAAGACGUCAUUUGACUUCAAAUUACUUUUGCGAUUAAAAGUUUAGAGCUGACUACGUCAUAUGAUGAAGAGGACAUUGUUGUAAAUUAACUUUUUGGACGCCAAUACACCGCAGGUCCAACGCCAAAGACUGAUAAAUCCGUCACAUACCACAGAGCAAUAUCGACCUACGUGCAUAUACAGUAUAAAAGUUCAACUGCAGUUUUGAGUGUUUUGACACUUCGGUGACGUGGCGUUGGAGUGACAGCUUCUGUGUUUGACACGGCGUCGAAAAGGUUAAUCUUUUAUCCACUCCAGUAGAAUGUUAUAUAUAACCCCCAUGUUUCUAUAUAGUAUAUUAACUAGUAAGUACUUAUCUAAUAAAGGUACGUCAGAUACUGCAGCUCGUUAGUAUACAUUUGUUUUGUUUUAAUUUAACUAUUGUAAUUGUACUGUGUUACACUUAAGUAGUGAUUUAUAAGUGAUUUUAGAGGUUAUUUCUGAAAUAUUUACUGUCUACAUAGGUAGAAUGUAUGGAAUCGGUAUUUCGGUAACCAACUUAAGUCAGUAUUAAUGAUUAAAUUGACGUCCUUUGUUUCGUGAUAACCGAUUCUGUUAAUGUGUGCAUGUAUCAUUAUUUUCAUUAAUGUGAUUAUAUAACAUUAAAUUACUUAUGUAAAAAUAUCCAAUGAUUCUGAGAUUAAGAACCUUAAAAACGCCAAUAAUCCCUUUAUCGCUAGUGGACAUAAGCAAAAAUGCCACUCACACGCCAACCUUGGUACCUAGACGAGUUAAUACAAACCUUACUCAAGUAACAAGGGUUAUUUCAUACUAGAUAUAUUUUAAUGGCGUACAGUCGUUCUUGGCGUUGCGCUUACAAUCCAAAUAUAAACCUUGACGCCAUAUUUGUUAUUCCUUACGUAUGCUGCAUACGAGUAUAGGUACCUACUGGUCAUACGUGAAUGACAUUUUCAAAUAUGUCUGAAAGUUGUUAAAGAGUUACUCAGUAGAACGUUAUGUAAAGGCCUGGAUUGAGAAUGAAUACUAAAUACGAAUAUGUAAUACAUACAUUUAUCUUAAUAGACACCUUAAUAUACAGGGUGGCCAAAAAAUAAGUGCAUUCCCGUUGCCAGGGAGGUUUUGGGAUUAUACUGAGCAACUUUUACUAUUUGACCAAACCCGAAAUCGCGAAAAAAAAUUUGGUUGUUUCAUACAUUUUGGCUGGUCCAUUUUCUAUGGGAGGGUAAAUUUUUUAUCGCGUGUUCGGGGUUGGUCUAUAGUAAAAGUUGCUCAGUAUACUCCCAAAACCUCCGGGAAUGGACUUAUUUUUUGGCCAACCUGCAUAGGUAUGAUUAUUUUUGUUCUAGCUUUACCGUGACAGAAAUACUCAAUCAAUCAGAACUAGUUAACAAACAUAAAUAAUACUAAAUAUAUCAGUUUUUUUUAUUCCGUUAGAAUAAUACUUUCUAUGUGAGAAAUAUACAAUUUUUAGUAUCCGCCGAAGACGUUAUAUCACGUCUACGGCAAAUAACGGUUCAAACGCCACGACAUUCGACAAUCAAGUUUUGUAAUACAUAACUCUGUAUGUAUAUAUUCCUGCUUUUGCUAUUAUUGUAAAUGAGUUACUAAUGUUGGUAUAAACGUGGAGUCUAAACUAUGGCCCGCGGGUUUAAUCCAGCCUGUAUCGGUCGAAUAUUCAAAAGCGAUAAGGAGAUAACUAUAUAUAACAAUAUUUCGAUGUUCGACGUAGACUGCUAAUAUACUUAUCCCGCGGAAAGGAAACGGAGGCCUGGGUGUAGGUAGCCCACAAGUAAAAAGUUUUGAAGACGUCUGGUUUAAACCUAUGCUAGUACCUAAUCUGUGUAUCAAUUCAUUCGAUAUCUGUGGUUAUGUAAGGUGGUCAAAUUCGUUUUAAAAGGCGCUGACUUCGUACAAUUCGUACCCGAUAUGUAUUAGAAUAAUUACAUAAUACUUAGUUUUGAAUCGCUAGGAAAUAAAAGUUUUCAAUUCAC
This is a messenger RNA of Cydia splendana, 5235 nucleotides long. RefSeq lists its product as uncharacterized. Gene Ontology annotation, molecular function: peptidase inhibitor activity. Lineage: Eukaryota; Metazoa; Arthropoda; Insecta; Lepidoptera; Tortricidae. The coding region runs from base 99 to 2483 and encodes 794 amino acids. The record is from RefSeq and is a predicted model, not a curated record. The transcript is spliced from 16 exons.